Cyanistes caeruleus (blue tit) is the source of this 981-nucleotide messenger RNA. RefSeq names its product ras-related protein Rab-11A-like. The record is from RefSeq and is a predicted model, not a curated record. Gene Ontology annotation, molecular function: GTPase activity; GTP binding. Lineage: Eukaryota; Metazoa; Chordata; Aves; Passeriformes; Paridae.
GAUAAGGUCCGGAAAUCCCAGUUGGCCCAGUGGGAGCGGGUUUGCGGUGCUGGGCGAGAUGCGGGGCAAGGACGAUGAGUACGAUUAUCUCUUCAAAGUUGUGCUCAUCGGGGACUCAGGGGUGGGAAAGAGCAACCUGCUCUCACGCUUCACCCGCAAUGAGUUCAACCUGGAGAGCAAGAGUACCAUCGGGGUGGAGUUUGCCACGAGGAGCAUCCAGGUAGACAACAAGACGGUGAAGGCUCAGAUCUGGGACACGGCCGGGCAGGAGCGAUACCGGGCCAUCACCUCAGCGUACUACCGGGGGGCAGUGGGAGCUCUGCUUGUCUAUGACAUUGCCAAGUACUUGACGUAUGAGAAUGCAGAGCGCUGGCUCAAGGAGCUGCAGGACCACGCUGAUGCUAACAUUGUCAUCAUGCUGGUGGGAAACAAGAGCGACCUGCGGCACCUGCGGGCAGUGCCCACCGAUGAGGCCAGGAGCUUCGCAGAGAAGAAUGGGCUGUCCUUCCUUGAGACAUCUGCUCUGGAUUCCACCAAUGUGGAGACAGCUUUCCACAACAUCCUCUCGGAGAUCUACCGCAUUGUGUCCCAGAGACAGAUCACGGGGCAGCCGGAGUCAGAGUUUGGUCCCUCCACCACCAUCGAGCCCAUCCAGGUGCUGCCCACGCAUCAGGAGGGCCGGCAAGCGCCCUGCUGCCAGAACAUCUGAGCCCCUGGGCUGCCCCCACCUUGACCCCCCACCACCCAACACACGGUGGCAUCGUGUGUCUCACCCUCUACCUGUGCCCACCGCAGCUCCCUGAGCAGUGCAGGCUGGCGGCUGCUUUUGUGUGCACCAUCAUCCUGCCCAUAUGCUGCCCCACCUGUGUUUGUGUAGAACCAACAAAAACGGGAGGAGGCAAAGCAUCGGGGUGUCUUCCCCUCACUCCCCAAGGCUGGGGGCAUGCCAUCCCUUGUGUCCCUGCUCCCUUUAGCCCUGCA